CAGCUUGAUAAAAACACCGCAACGAUUGCAGACCAGUCAUUGUGGCAGACCCUUUGUUCUCAGCCGACAGAUGUGACAGGUGAACAUCCAAGAAUCUGACUGAGGCACAGGUUCAUCAUCCACUACAAUGGUGAACCAGGACCCCACCGACCCCUCCCAUGCCCUCUUUGACCAGUUUGUCCAGACACAGACCUGUAAGGAGGUGCGGCGUACCUUCUCAGAGCUCUGCCACCACCUAGAAGUGGACCCCAGGGACUACCAGAGUUUCUACACCAAGCUCAAGGAGAGGCUCAACUACUGGAAGGCCAAAGCCCUCUGGAUCAAGCUGGACAAGCGGGCCCAACACCAAGAUUACCAGCAGGGCAAAGUCUGUGCCAAAAACAAGUGCCUGGUGCUGGGUGCAGGGCCGUGCGGGCUGAGGACAGCCAUAGAGCUGGCUCUGCUGGGGGCUCAGGUGGUGUUACUGGAGAAGAGGGAUUCUUUCUCCCGGAAUAACGUGCUGCACCUCUGGCCUUACACCAUCUAUGACCUGCGUGGGCUGGCUGCCAAGACGUUCUAUGGCAAAUUCUGCACUGGGGCUCUGGAUCACAUCAGCAUCCGUCAGCUCCAGCUGAUACUGCUGAAGGUGUCUCUCCUCCUGGGGGUGGAGGUUCACACUGGGGUGGAAUUCAAAGGCUUUGUGGAGCCCUCAGGAGCCACAGGCUGGAUGGCCAAGCUGUUUCCUGAUGAUCACCCUGCUGGGAAGUUCCAGUUUGAUGUCUUCAUCUCUGCAGGAGGAGGACGCUUCGUCCCUGAUGGCUUCAGGUGGAAGGAGCUGCGAGGAAAGCUGGCCAUCGGCAUCACAUGUAACUUCAUCAACCAUCACUCAGCAGCCGAGGCCCAAGUGCAAGAGAUCAGCGGUGUGGCCCGCAUCUACAACCAGAAGUUCUUCCGGGACCUGCUCACAGAGAAAGGUAUUGAUCUGGAGAACAUAGUCUACUAUAAAGACGCCACCCACUACUUUGUCAUGACUGCCAAGAAGAAGAGCCUGUUAAAGAUGGGGGUCAUUAAACAGGACUUCAGCGAUGCCAAUCAGCUCCUGGCCCAGGCCAACGUGGACCAGGAGGCUUUGUUGCGUUACGCCCACGGCGCUGCCCACUUCUCCACAGGCCACCGCUUGCCCAACAUGCAGUUUGCCCAGAACCAUGCUGGCCAGCCUGACGUGGCCAUGUUUGACUUCACCUGUAUGCACCGUGCUGAGAACGCCUCGCUGGUCAGGGAGAGGAACGGAAAGAAACUACUCAUGGGCCUGGUCGGAGACUGCCUGGUGGAGCCAUUCUGGCCUCUGGGAACAGGUAUUGCCCGUGGGUUUCUGGCUGCCUUCGACACAGCAUGGAUGGUGAGGAGCUGGGGCAAGGGAAAACCCCACCUGGAAGUCCUUGCUGAACGGGAGAGUAUCUACCAGCUCCUGUCCCAGACCACGCCAGAGAACACCAGUAAAAACUACAGUGCCUUUAGCAUAGACCCGGCUACACGCUACCAGCACGUCAACCUCAACUCCAUCAAGGCCAACCAGUUGCAACAUCUGUAUGAUGUUGAAGACCGUAUUGAUUCAGGCCGACCAACCAAGAAGCAGAAAGACAGGUUGUCUCACCUGCGACAAGAUUCGGUUGGAGCUUUUGAGGAGCUGUUGAAGUGGUGUCAGCAGCACACGGCAGGGUACGACAGGGUGAAGGUGAAGGAUCUGACCCAGUCCUGGAGGUCUGGCCUGGCCUUGUGUGCCCUCAUCAACACCUUCAGACCCCAUCUUAUUGACAUGUCCUCUCUGAAUGAGUCUGAUUCGGUCCACAACAACCAGCUGGCCUUCAGCCUCCUGGAGAGAGAGCUGGGCAUCCCUCCCAUCAUGUCAGCCAGUGACAUGGCCACCAAGGAACAGAUAGACAAGCUCUCCAUGGUGCUCUACCUCACUCAGAUCCAUGAUGCCUUCAACGAAAGGACGCCCACUAAAGAACCUCCGAGCCUUCUCCUGACGCCGUCCAAGACCCUGUCUUUUCAGGCUGUUUUCUUCCUCAACAAGCUCAAGCACAACUCUCUGCAGAGACGCAAGGAGAGACUGGCAGUCGAGACAGAAGAUAAAGCUAAAAGGAUGGGAGAUGAGGAAGAUCCUGUAGCCCCUGUCUCAGCCCCUGAGGUGACCCCUGAACUAAGCCCGACGUCAGGCAUCGGCAGCAAUGAGGAGUGUUACUUCUGUGGCCAGCGGGUCUAUGUGCUGGAGAGGAUCAGCACUGAGGGCAAGUUCUUCCACCGUAGCUGCUUCACCUGCCAGCAGUGCGGCACCACCCUUAGACUGGGCAGAUAUACCUUUAGCCAGAACACGGGGAAGUUCUCCUGUGAGCUGCACUCUGAACAGCUAGAGAUGGAGAACAGGGAACCAUCCCCAUCCGUUAAGGAUACCAUAGGAGAACAGGAGGAGGAGAAGAGAGGUGUGAAUUCGAUCUCCAGUGAAGACCACUCACCUUGUCCCUCUGAGGACAACGAGUACGAUCUAGACUCGGGUCCUCCUAAACCCACGGAGCCUCUGCAUCCUCAGAGUCAGGAAGACCCUAGCAGCAAACAUCCUAACCCUGUAGAGGAGCCCCCGGUCCCACCAAAACCGCCUAUACACGUUUUCACAAAGAAAGGGUUUGAGGCCUGUGAGGUGGAGGAAGAGUGGAAGGAGAGGGGUGAGGAUGCCCCCUCGGAUCCUCUGACCCCUGUCCCAAAACCUCGCCACUCUCGCUCGGACAUCCCUCAGGCCUCCCCUCCUGUAGCCAAACCACGCACUGUCCUCCUCACCCCAAAAAGGGACACGUCACCAGCCUAUGCAGGAGAGAAGGGGUCCCCCAGGGCAGCAGGAGAGAAAGGGACCCCCAAGGCAGCCCCAGCCCCUGACUCCAGGCCGAAGCCGUCCCUGCGGAAGUUGCAGCUGACCGACGAGGAGAAGAACCACUUGGUCAACUUGAGCUUCAGCCUGGACUCUGACUCGGAGACACCCGGUUCUUCCUCCUGCUCCUCUUCCUCAGCCACAGCAGCGGGUCCCUGCCCACCCAAACCCCCAGACGCCCAGGAGGAGGAGGGCUACUGGAGUGGGGGCCCUGGGCCGGGGGGACACAUACGGGAGCACAGGAACCGCCGCUGCUUCAGGAGGAAAGAGGAACCAGCGGGGCUCCAGGGCCAGCACGCCAGGGUCCGCUCCAAGUUCUCCCCCUGGAACCUGUCCUCCCCUCGGCUGGGGAGGGACCACCGCUUCAGCGUCCUCAACAGCCACCCAGAAGUACACUAUGGCCACAGUGUAUCUGAGGAAGAUGGUGGUGGUGAUGAUGAUGAUGAUGAUGAGGAUGAGUUGGAUAUGUUUGCACCAGAUGGCUUGGAUUUAUAUGAUGAUAAGUUCCAGACCAUCCCUUCAGACCCUGUAGAGGCUGAAAAACUGGAGCUGUUGAAGAUGAGGGCGUUGGAUCGACGGGCCAAGACGUGUGAGAUGCAGCGCUUCCACAAUGCACAGUCUAUUCAGAGGCGCCUGGAGGAGAUCGAGGUGACGUUUAAAGAGCUGGAGGAUAAAGGUGUGGUGCUGGAGCAGGUACUCCGAGGAGAGGAAGGCAGUGGAGGUUCCCCUGAGAUGAUCGACCAGUGGAUCCAUCUGGUCCACCAGAAGAACGCCUUGGUCUCUGAGGAGUCAGACCUAAUGGUGGCGUCUCGACAGCUGGAGUUGGAGGACAAACAGAGCAUGCUGGAGAUGGAUCUCAGACGAUACAUGGAGCUGGAUGACUCUGCGAAGACGGCGGAGCAGCAGGCAGAAGAGGACCGUGUGCUACAGGAGAUGCUGGAGGUGGUGGACAUGAGGAACUCUCUGGUGGCCUUCCUGGACGAGAAGCGACUCCAGGAGAUCGAGAGUGACAAGCAGCAGGCCACCUCGCUACUAGAGGCCAAGAGACACUCCACAGCCUCAGCAGGGGCACAGGUGCACUGGGCAUGAGGGUGACAUGGACACUGGACAGUGAUAAAUAUACAUACAUACAUGCAACUGCCAAAAUAAAGGAAACACUUGAGUAAAUGAGGGAUACAAAGUAUAUUACAU
This is a messenger RNA of Coregonus clupeaformis (lake whitefish), 4093 nucleotides long. Its product is annotated as F-actin-monooxygenase mical1. Lineage: Eukaryota; Metazoa; Chordata; Actinopteri; Salmoniformes; Salmonidae. Gene Ontology annotation, molecular function: FAD binding; protein binding. The transcript has 25 exons. The record is from RefSeq and is a predicted model, not a curated record. The coding region runs from base 128 to 3991 and encodes 1287 amino acids.